Messenger RNA from Aspergillus oryzae RIB40, 1044 nucleotides. RefSeq names its product alpha-hydroxy acid oxidase. Gene Ontology annotation, molecular function: FMN binding; oxidoreductase activity. Bases 1 to 1044 code for a protein of 347 amino acids. NCBI's taxonomy places the organism in Eukaryota, Fungi, Ascomycota, Eurotiomycetes, Eurotiales, Aspergillaceae. The transcript has 7 exons. The record is from RefSeq and is a predicted model, not a curated record.
AUGGACCUGAUCACACUCCGCGAGAACGAAGCAUCCUUCGAUCGCUACAAAAUACGCCCCCGGAUCCUAAUCAACGUGGACCAGAUCGACACAUCAACAGAGAUAUUCGGCACAAAAGUCGCCUUCCCGCUAGGCUUCAGUCCCGCGGCAUCCCAGAAACUCGCCCACCCAGACGGAGAAGUAGCGGCAUCGCGCGCAGCCGCAAAGUACAAUGUGUGCAUGGGUCUAUCAUCGUAUUCGAACUACUCGCUCGAAGACGUGGCUGCGCAGGGAAGUGGAAACCCCUAUGCGAUGCAGAUGUGUGUGUUGAAGGAUCGCUCGCUUACACUUCAAUUGUUGGAGCGUGCUGAGAAGGCGGGAUAUAAGGCCCUAUUCCUUUCAGUUGAUGUGCCUUUGCUCGGAAAGCGGUUGAAUGAAUAUCGCAACAAUUACACCCUCCCUGAGGAUAUGUCGUGGCCGAAUAUUCUCAGCCAUGGGUUGGAUACAUCUAAUCGAACUGACUAUGACCCAAGUCUCGACUGGGAAACCACUAUCCCCUGGCUCCGGAAACACACCAAGCUCCAGAUCUGGUUGAAAGGAGGUGUGUAUAGUUUAUUUUACAAAUCAACAAUCAACCAUAAGCUCACAUUACCUGCAGUAUACACACCAGAAGACGUUGAGCUCGCAAUCCAAUACGGCGUCGACGGCGUCAUCAUCUCCAACCACGGCGGUCGCCAGCUCGACGGAGUCCCCGCGACCUUGGAUGCGCUGAGGGAAUGUGCGCCGGUGGCACAAGGACGGAUUCCACUCGCUAUUGAUGGUGGGAUUCGGCGGGGCUCGGAUAUCUUCAAGGCUUUGGCGCUUGGUGCGUCGCAUUGCUUUGUGGGACGGAUCCCUAUUUGGGGGCUUGCGUGGAAUGGGCAAGAGGGUGUUGAAUUGGCUGUCAAGAUUUUGUUGCAGGAGUUUCGCAUUACUAUGGCGUUGGCUGGGUGUCGGUCUGUGAAGGAGAUCAGAAAGAGCCACCUGUCGGUGCUCAAAUCCGAUGGAGUGUUAUCGAAGCUAUAA